Boeremia exigua is the source of this 2944-nucleotide messenger RNA. RefSeq names its product Spc98 family-domain-containing protein. The record is from RefSeq and is a predicted model, not a curated record. Gene Ontology annotation, molecular function: gamma-tubulin binding; microtubule minus-end binding. Bases 6 to 2774 code for a protein of 922 amino acids. Lineage: Eukaryota; Fungi; Ascomycota; Dothideomycetes; Pleosporales; Didymellaceae. Gene Ontology annotation, biological process: cytoplasmic microtubule organization; spindle assembly; mitotic cell cycle. The transcript is spliced from 2 exons. Gene Ontology annotation, cellular component: centrosome; gamma-tubulin complex; equatorial microtubule organizing center.
AGACAAUGGACGACGACGAUGCUGCAUACAACCCGUUCUCGAGCAGUCACGUGUGGAACCAGACAGCGAGCAAUGAUGGACUGGGCACUCACGAGUCAGCGCUCUUCGCCCCCGUAGAGCUAGACAUAAACUCCAUAAGAUUCGACCACCCGUAUGCCCCCAAACAUGAUCUCGAUCGCGAACUGCGACUGCCCGACUUGGACACAUUCGACUUCGGCCCCUUGCCGGAGCUCGACAGCCUCGAUGAGUCCAGCAUCGCCAUCGACACUCCACCACUCGAGCCGGAGGAGGACAUCUGGGAGGUCGCUCUCGAACUAGGACCAGCAAAUAAGGAUGUCUUAUUCUACACAUGGGAAAGCUUUGAGAAGGGCGAACACAUUGCUAGUGGCACUCCCUAUGUCAGCGAACACGGUCCCAAAGCAUUUGAUGCUGCACUUGCUCAUGACACCGCCAAGUUGCCGGCUGGCAGGGUCAUCAGAUCGAACAUCCUUAUCCAGUCGCUGUGGAAUCUUGGCCUCGGUCGCUCGUCCAUUCUCUUCCAAUUCAACUACACGCUCAAGAGCUUCGAACCUACUAUCGCAGAUGGACGCCCCUCAGGAACCAGUCUGCUUGCAGCCCAGAGCCUAAUAGGCCGCUUCGUGCAUAUUGGCAAUACCUUUUUGUAUCUCAGAGCCUUCGUCGAACGAACAUUCACUUCAGCCAAGUCCAUUCCAGCACGAGUUGCCCUUGCCACGUCAAUUUCGAGCCUUCUUGAGACGCUGGAAAGUCAUCUGGGUGGCCAAUCAAGGAAAAUAUCAUCCUUGCUUCAGCUACAGCGGCUAUUCGCACGGCCUCGCGAGAUACUGAUACAUGUCGCACGAAUGACAGACUCGGUCAAGCAUGCGAAGACCAAUGAGCAGCUGGCGUCCAUUCUCCAUCACCGCAUACUCGAGGUUGAAGAGAGUGACGGGUACCUGAGGCAGAUAUCAGGCAAUAUUCUGAGCCAUGUUGCGGAACCUACUCUGCAUCUGAUUGGAGAGUGGAUUGGUAUUAGAGAAGAGCAGGGGCCGUUGCCGAUCCACCAGAGAGGCAGUUUCGUGUCGGUCGAGGAUGACACACCGGAGCAAGGUCCUCUGGAGUACGUCUACCAAUCAGAGAUGAUGCCGAGAUUCAUCACUCCAGAGGAUGGUAAUCUCAUCUUUGACACAGGCAACAGUCUGCGCUUCCUAAAGACGCAGCAUCUGGAUCAUCCGCUUUCCAACUUGGACAAAUUCGACGUACAGGCCCCAGAGUUGGAGUGGGGCUUUGCGUGGCAAGACAUCGAAUCCGUCGCAACGAAGGCCAAGAUCUACGAGGAAGCGCUUCGCUCAACAAUCCUUGAGCUCACUCAGAAGAAAGAAGCCGCAAGACCAAAGUCCUCACGCUCCUUUGAUGUACCGACAAAUCGCCCUGCAGACCAGCACAGCUCAGAUCUCGAAAGUUACUUCGAAAAGUCUAUAAAGGAGAUGAACGCCCAGCCUGGGCUUUUCAAGAGAGGGUUGCCAGAUGAUCUCCACAACCUCCUCGAGGACAUCCUCGCCCAUCAGAUGAAGCCCGACUCCAACACAUUUGCCCCGCCUCUAUCUAUCACAUCUGCACUGUCAUUCCGCCCGCUCAUCACUGCUCAGGCAAAGCUGGUCAAUGCAGCAACCCUCCGCCUCUUUUUUCGGGCUCAUCAGCUACGGCAUCACCUGUCUCUACAACGACAAUAUCACCUCCUUGGCGAUGGCGUUUUCUCCUCGCUUCUGGCUUCUGCUUUGUUCGACCCCGAUCGCGAAAGCGCAGAACGUCACAAGGGCAAGAUGCGCAGCGGUGUACAGAUGGGACUGCAGCUUGGCUCGCGCACAGCCUGGCCCCCAGCAAGCUCCGAACUUCGUCUUGCUCUUCGUGGUGUCUUAAGUGAAAGCUACUACACUUCUGCCCUCUACCGAUCCAGCCUUGCAGCAGACCUGGCCCCCGCGGCCAGCACUACCAUAACCGGCAGAGACACGGACUCACUUCCGGGGCAGCUCAACUUUGCGAUUCGCAAUCUUACCGAAGCCGAACAGACUCUUGUCAUGGAUCCCGACGCGCUUCCAGCACUGGACUUCCUACGCCUGCAGUAUGUGCCACCCCCGCCUCUCCAUCUGGUCCUCACGACUGCUUCUCUCGACAAAUACGACACCAUUUUCAAGUCGUUACUCCGCCUUGCGCGUACCCUCUUCGUCGUCUCCCAUCUCCCUCGCCAGUACGCAAACCUCACAGCCUGCAAGUUCAGGAGCGAAGCUCACCACUUCGUGACUACGUACACAAACUACGUCUUCCAGAGUGGUAUUGCAGAGCACUGGGACGAAUUCGAGGACUUUGUGUUCACGCUGGAAAGGAAGCUCGAUGAAGAAGACAAGGCCGGGGAGCUGGGCGUGCGGGUUACAGAGGGUGUAUCGACGCUCAGAGAUGCGCACGAAAAGUGUUUGGACAGCAUCAUGUUCUCCCUGCUUCUCCGGCGCCGACAGCGCAAGGUCGUUGCAUUGGUGGAUGAGAUCUUCGAGUUUGUGCUGGCUUUCGCCAAGCUCCAGAGGAGCGAAGCGAAUGGCGAUGAGGGAAGCGCGACAGUCGAGGAGCUGUACGCUAAGCUCAGGGGCAAGAUCAGGGUGUUCCUGAGCGUCUGCCGAGGGCUGACGGGCAAGAAGGGCUAUGGGCAGAAGGGCACGACUGAAGAGAAUAGCAUUGAGAGGCUGGUCGUGGCGAUGGAGAUGAACGGGUACUUUGCAAGCUGAGAAGAGAGUUGCGUCAAGCUAGCAAAGAAUUUAACAUGAGAAUGUUGUUCUAUGACAAGGGAAAUCCACUCAAAUUUGAGUCUGCUCUUCUCUCCUGUCGGCUGUGGGGCUGGAGAAACUGUCGUCUGAAAACACCCUACGACGGACAGAAGACGCUGGUGUGACAACCU